CAUUUCCCAUCGCAAUAUCCAGUAUUACAUCUUCCUUCUUAUUCCAUUUUCUCUAAGCCACUUCCAGCUUAAAAAUUCACAGCCAUGGUUGCCAUCACUUACGAUAUUGAGAUUCCUUCCUCAAUCCCAGCCGCCAAGAUGUUUAAGGCUGUUGUUCUUGAUGCAGACACUGUUAUUCCUAAAAUCAUGCCUCAGGCUAUUAAAAACGUCGAAAUCUUGGAAGGAAAUGGCGGAGUGGGAACCGUCAAGAUCAUCCAUUUUGGGGAGGGCAGCCAGUAUAAGAGCGCAAAGCACCGUGUUGAUGCUAUUGACACGGAGAAUUUGACCCACAGCUACACCAUUGUUGAGGGUGAUGCUCUGACGGGCGUUCUUGAAUCCAUCACAUAUCAUGUCAAGAUUGUGCCGACAGAAGAUGGAGGAUGCAUCUGCAAGAACAGGAGCAUUUAUCACACCAAGGGCGACGUUGAGAUCAAUGAAGAGAAAAUCAAGGAAGGAAAGGAGAAGGCAAUGCAGAUGUUCAAGGCCAUUGAGGCUUACCUCCAUGCCAAUCCAGAUGCCUGAAAACCAUCACUGCGACAUGUUUUCGUUUGAUGAAUACUGUUACUUGUUUGAUUUUUAGUUGUUCUUCUAAGCAUGCAUUUGAACAUUCUGGUUAUCAUGAAUAAGUUGUAUUUUGCUCUAAACUCCGCUUCUCUCUAUAUGUUUCUAUAAAGGUUUGAGAAUUUUGUCAAAGUAUU
Messenger RNA from Sesamum indicum (sesame), 737 nucleotides. RefSeq names its product major allergen Pru ar 1. Gene Ontology annotation, biological process: defense response; abscisic acid-activated signaling pathway. Gene Ontology annotation, molecular function: protein phosphatase inhibitor activity; signaling receptor activity; abscisic acid binding. Gene Ontology annotation, cellular component: nucleus; cytoplasm. The record is from RefSeq and is a predicted model, not a curated record. Lineage: Eukaryota; Viridiplantae; Streptophyta; Magnoliopsida; Lamiales; Pedaliaceae.